Chrysochloris asiatica (Cape golden mole) is the source of this 2258-nucleotide messenger RNA. It is a transcript of the gene WNK4, whose product is annotated as WNK lysine deficient protein kinase 4. The record is from RefSeq and is a predicted model, not a curated record. The coding region runs from base 45 to 2258 and encodes 737 amino acids. Gene Ontology annotation, biological process: positive regulation of potassium ion import across plasma membrane; monoatomic ion homeostasis; intracellular signal transduction. Gene Ontology annotation, cellular component: cytosol; cytoplasm. Gene Ontology annotation, molecular function: potassium channel inhibitor activity; ATP binding; chloride channel inhibitor activity. The transcript has 12 exons. Lineage: Eukaryota; Metazoa; Chordata; Mammalia; Afrosoricida; Chrysochloridae.
GUCAGGCCACCUCCUUACCGCCUUGCGGCGCCGGGCCCUUCUCCAUGCUGGCCCCGCCAGCCCCAGAGACCGCGGUCUCCAUGUCCCAGACAGAGGCCGACCUGGCCCUGCGGCCCCCACUGCCUCUCGCCGCCCCAGGGCCGCCCCGCCUCGGGUCCCUUCCUCGCCGAGCACGGCGCUUCUCCGGGAAGACCGAAUCUCGGCCACGCUCUUCCCGCUUCAACCGCCGCAGCUCAGUCGACUUGGGACUGCUGAGCUCUUGGUCCCAGGCAGCCUCACCCGUUUCGGAGCCCCCAGAUCCUCCAGACUCCUCUAGUCCCUGUCCCUCGAGGAACCCACUGCCCAACUCCGAAGAGCCCCCCGAGGGCACGUGGACCGUGGAAGCCCAGGUGAAGCCUACAGACUCUGCGCAUUCCGAACUCACAGGCUCCGCAGAAGUCCCAGGGUCUGGGGAGCCGCCAAGGAUUCCCGAAACCACAGCGCGAGCGAGGCGGCAGGAGCUGGAGGAGAAGGAGGACACGGAGACACAGGCUGUGGCAACGUCCCCGGACGGCCGAUAUCUCAAGUUUGACAUCGAGAUUGGACGUGGCUCUUUCAAGACGGUGUAUCGAGGGCUGGACACGGACACCACGGUGGAGGUGGCCUGGUGUGAGCUGCAGACUCGGAAACUCUCUCGGGCAGAACGGCAGCGCUUCUCGGAGGAGGUGGAGAUGCUCAAGGGGCUGCAGCACCCCAACAUUGUUCGCUUCUAUGACUCGUGGAAGUCGGUGCUGAGGGGCCAGGUUUGCAUCGUGCUGGUCACCGAACUCAUGACCUCGGGCACGCUCAAGACGUACCUGAGGCGGUUCCGUGAAAUGAAGCCACGAGUCCUUCAGCGCUGGAGUCGUCAAAUCCUGCGGGGGCUUCAUUUCCUACAUUCCCGAGUUCCCCCCAUCUUGCACCGGGAUCUCAAGUGCGACAAUGUUUUUAUCACGGGCCCUUCAGGCUCGGUCAAGAUUGGGGAUCUGGGCCUAGCUACACUCAAGCGCGCCUCCUUUGCCAAGAGUGUCAUCGGGACCCCGGAGUUCAUGGCCCCCGAGAUGUACGAGGAAAAGUACGAUGAGGCAGUCGACGUGUAUGCGUUUGGCAUGUGUAUGUUGGAGAUGGCUACCUCGGAGUACCCGUAUUCGGAGUGCCAGAAUGCCGCGCAAAUCUACCGCAAGGUCACUUCGGGCACAAAGCCGAACAGCUUCUACAAGGUGAAGAUGCCAGAAGUGAAGGAGAUCAUUGAAGGCUGCAUCCGCACGGAUAAGAAUGAGAGGUUUACCAUUCAGGACCUCCUGGCUCACGCCUUCUUCCGAGAGGAGCGCGGCGUGCACGUGGAACUGGCAGAGGAGGACGACGGCGAGAAGCCGGGCCUCAAGCUCUGGCUGCGGAUGGAGGAUGCGCGGCGCGGGGGGCGGCCGAGGGACAACCAGGCCAUUGAAUUUCUAUUUCAGCUGGGCCGGGACGCGGCCGAGGAGGUGGCUCAGGAGAUGGUGGCUUUGGGCUUAGUUUGUGAAGCUGAUUACCAGCCAGUGGCCCGUGCAGUACGUGAGCGGGUUGCUGCCAUCCAGCGAAAACGCGAGAAACUUCGUAAAGCUCGAGAGUUGGAAGCCCUCCCACCCCCAACAGGACCCCCACCAGCAACUGUCCCCAUGGUUCCUGGGCCCCCCAGUGCCUUCCCCCCUGAGCCUGAGGAGCCUGAGGCAGACCAGCACCAGCCCUUCCUCCUCCGCCAUGCUAGCUACUCGUCUACCACCUCGGAUUGUGAGACUGAUGGCUACCUGAGUUCCUCUGGCUUCCUGGAUGCUUCAGAUCCCGCCAUUCAGUCUCCUGGAGGGGUACCAUCCAGUCCUGCUGAGGCUCAUCUCCGCCUGCCCUCGGCUUUUGCUCUGUCCAUUCCACGCUCUGGUCCUGGCAGUGACUUUGCCCAAGGGGACAGCUAUGCAUCCGAUGCAGCAUCAGGCCUUAGUGAUAUGGGAGAAGGAAUGGGACGGAUGAAGAGACCCCCAGGGAGGAAUCUCCGGCGCAGACCCCGAUCCCGGCUGCGGGUCACUAGUGUCUCAGACCAGAAUGACAGAGUGGUUGAGUGCCAGCUACAGACACAUAACAGCAAGAUGGUGACCUUUCGGUUUGAUCUGGAUGGGGACAGCCCGGAGGAGAUCGCAGCUGCCAUGACUGCCCUUCUCUUCCUGAAGAGCAGUGUGGAACAAAAGAAAGCGUGGACUUUCACAUAA